AGAUAUUUCGGCGUGCCUUAUAAAACCGUCGUGCGAAGCACCGGAGCAUCUCCCACAAGUGACCUUUUUCCGCCGGACUUUUCAGACGCAACCGCCACCGCCACCGCCGAUGUCCAGCUCCUCCGACGCUUCCCUUGAAACUCCGAUACUUGAUUCUGAGUUCGAAUCGCUGCUGCAGCGGAUUACGGAGGAAGGCGGUUACGCCUUCGCCGCGAUGGCUGCUCGGGCCGGGGGAGGAGACCAUCGCGCGGCGGAGGCGGCGAGGGAGAUGGCGUGGGAGCAGCUGCACUCUGGGCCGUGGAACUCGGUGGUUCCGAUUUGGAGAGAUGCGUAUGCAGUGGCGUGUCUUCAGGUGGCGAAGUACCAUUACGCGUCGGGAGAGUUUAAGCUUGCUCUCAGGGCGCUGGACAUGGGGCUUAUUAUGGGUGGAUUGACUCUGAGGGAGGACUUGAAUUUGUGCAUUGGGAAAGCUAGUGCUGCUUUGAGGGGGAAGGAGGUCAGUGAUAAUGGCGGAGGGUUGCAGAAGUGCGACUUUUAUAGAGAUUUCAACUUGGCGGAGGUGAUUAAGUCAUUGCCUCUCAAGUCACUUUCUUGCAAUACAGUUGAAAAAAAAAGUGGCCUUUCCUUGGAAGCAUUCUUGACCGAACAUUUUGUUUCUGGCUCACCGGUUAUAAUUAGUGAUUGUAUGAACCAUUGGCCUGCUAAGGAUAGAUGGAAUGAUAUGAAUUACCUUGAAAGAGUAGCCGGCUUUCGCACGGUUCCAGUUGAGAUUGGUAAAAACUAUCUAUCUUCUGAUUGGAAGCAAGAGCUACUCACAUUUUCCGAGUUCCUAGAGAGGAUGAAAUUUGGUAACUGUUAUUCUACCAGCCUGACAUAUCUAGCGCAACACCAAUUGUUUGAUCAGAUACAAGAACUUAAGCAGGAUAUUGUUAUCCCUGACUACUGUUAUGCUGGUGGUGGGGAGAUCCAAUCAUUGAAUGCUUGGUUCGGUCCACCGGGGACAGUGACGCCAUUGCAUCAUGACCCGCACCAUAACAUACUCGCGCAGGUUGUUGGGAAAAAAUACAUUCGGCUCUACCCUGCCUCAUUGUCUGAAGAGCUGUAUCCUCAUUCUGAAUCAAUGCUUUCCAAUUCCAGUCAGGUUGAUCUGGACAACAUAGAUGAGGAACAGUUCCCUAAAAUAAUGGACUUGGAAUUUGUGGACUGCAUACUUGAGGAAGGAGAAAUGCUUUACAUCCCUCCCAAAUGGUGGCACUAUGUGAGGUCUCUUACUCCCAGUUUUUCGGUUAGCUUUUGGUGGAGUGAGAGUGACCAAGCUAACUCAUCUCACCCCUCCUAAUCCCCAGCUCUCUAUAUAUAUUUGUUAUAUUUUGAGUAGGCAGGCUUUGGGAGCUGCCUGUUAGACAUUUUUAGAUAUUAUGAACAGCAUUCUUGUAGUGUGGGAGGGAGGUGCCCUCUGCACCCCACCUCCUCCUCCUCCUCCUCCUAUAUUAUUGUUAUUAUUAUUCCAAUCAGUCAGUAUUGUAUUGUCA
Messenger RNA from Andrographis paniculata, 1532 nucleotides. Its product is annotated as lysine-specific demethylase JMJ30. The record is from RefSeq and is a predicted model, not a curated record. The transcript has 6 exons. Gene Ontology annotation, molecular function: 2-oxoglutarate-dependent dioxygenase activity. Bases 110 to 1339 code for a protein of 409 amino acids. Lineage: Eukaryota; Viridiplantae; Streptophyta; Magnoliopsida; Lamiales; Acanthaceae.